This is a messenger RNA of Dioscorea cayenensis subsp. rotundata (Guinea yam), 899 nucleotides long. Its product is annotated as protein PELPK1-like. The transcript has a single exon. NCBI's taxonomy places the organism in Eukaryota, Viridiplantae, Streptophyta, Magnoliopsida, Dioscoreales, Dioscoreaceae. The record is from RefSeq and is a predicted model, not a curated record. The coding region runs from base 226 to 651 and encodes 141 amino acids.
AAAAAUUCUAAAUCAUCACACCAACAACACAACUAACUUCUCCAAAACAACAUCUCUUUGACAUGUCAAACAAGAUUGGUGAGAGGUUAAACAAACCACAAGCAUGAAAGUUCUUCUGCAUAACAAGCUUUAGCACUUGCACCCUUAUAAAUACUAUACCCUACCUCUUAUCUCUCUCCACAACACCAGAAAUUAAUAUAGCACUUCUUCUUGAGCUUCAUAGUCAUGGCUUUCAACAAGGUGUUCCUUUUGGCCUUUCUUGUUGCACUGCUAUGCAAUGCAGGCCAUGCAGCUCGCCAUCUUCUUGAUACUCAGGCAGCAGCACCGGAGGCCACACCAACAAUGCCGACUAUACCAACUAUACCGACUAUACCGACAAUACCGACUAUUCCAACUAUUCCAACAACACAACUUCCUCCAUUGCCAUCUCUACCAAAGCCCACAAUACCAGGUUUAGUUAUUCCUACAAUGCCAACAGCUACAUUGCCUCCUAUUCCAUCUAUUCCAUUGCCAACCAUGCCUACCAUUCCACAAAGUCUUCCUCCAUUGCCUUCUAUUCCAACUAUUAUUCCUACUAUUCCUACUAUCCCUGGUCUUAAGAUGCCACCUUUGCCUUUCUUCUCCCCACCUCCUGCCACUACUAGUCCUUAAGAUGUCACCUUUAUUUGAAUGAUGUAAUAGAAUUUGUUGUUGUUUGAACUAUUGUUAUUCAGAAUUUCAGUAGCAUGUCAGAUCGAGAUUGGCUUGCAUUAAUUUGUUGUUCGAGUUAUAUACUAUUCACUGUGGUUGUAUUUGUGUUGUAACUAGUGUACUUAGACCUUCCCUAGCACGGGAUUUGAGUGUGUUCCAUUUAUUGUAAUAGUCUUACUCAUUUAUAAUAUUAUUCGAGUUUGGUUUUA